Messenger RNA from Prorocentrum cordatum, 491 nucleotides. Lineage: Eukaryota; Dinophyceae; Prorocentrales; Prorocentraceae. The record is from the annotation of a GenBank genome assembly.
CCGACGAAACACCGGUCCGCAGCACGCUGGCGGAGCUCGGCAUCCGCGACGGCUGCGAGGCCCGCGUCUGGCACGCGGCCGAGGAGCUGUGCCCCGCGAGCCCCUUCGACGUGGGCGUGGACGUGGCCCCCGCCGGGCAGGGCCAGGAACUCUACGCGGAGGUGGCGCGGCAGCUGGGCGUGGCGGACGCCGCCGGGCUGGCGCUGUACGCGGGCGGCGCGGCUCUGCCGCGCGAGCAGGGCCUGUCGGGGCUCGCCGACGGUAUGGUGCUGUCCGCGUUCGUGUCGAAGCGCAUGACCCUCUCCGUCUCCGUCUUCAAGCAGGCCGGGGCCGCCAGAGCGCUGGGCUGCUGGACCUCCGACACGGUGGCGGAGGUGCGACAGCGCCUGCUGGCGGAGCUGCGGGCCUCGUGCGACGCCGCGGCGGCUGCGCUGCAGGAGACCCGCGCCCUCGCCGCGCUCUGCGCCGCUCCUGCGGCUCAUGUCGGUUGA